UUCACUGUCACGUGGUGGUUUCGCGCGAAAAGCGAGUCCCGGCCGGAAGAAGAAGUUUGUGCCGAAGCGACAGAAACAGACGCAGCAGCGAAACAUGGCGGAUUCCUCCGAGUCGUUCCACAUGGCCACCAGCCCCAGCCGAGCCUCCAGGAGAGGAGACAUGACGUCCAGCCCGGGACGAGACCUGCCUCCUUUCGAGGACGAGUCGGAGGGGCUGCUGGGAGACGGACCCGUGCCCGGAGAGGAGGUGGAGGAGGAGGAGGACGGAGAUGGGGAGGAGCUGAUUGGGGACGGGAUGGAGAGGGACUACCGUGCCAUCCCGGCUCUGGAUCAGUACGAGGCCGAGGGUCUGGACCUGGAGGACGAGGAUCUGUCGGAGCUGUCGCCUGGAGCCCGGGCCGCCGCCGAGGAGGCGAUGAGUCGGAGGGACAGGGAGCAGGGAGUCAGCGGGCGCCUGAGGAGAGGACUGCUCUACGACAGUGAAGAUGAAGACGACGAGCGGCCGGCGGCUCGGCGAAGGCGAUUGGCCGAGCGGGCGGCGGAGGGCGUCGACGGAGAGGACGAGGAGAUGAUCGAGAGCAUCGAGAACCUGGAGGACAUGAAGGGCCACACGGUGAGGGAGUGGGUCUCCAUGGCGGCUCCCAGACUGGAAAUCUACAACCGCUUCAAGAACUUCCUGCGAACCCACGUGGACGAGAACGGCCACAACGUCUUCAAGGAGAAGAUCAGCGACAUGUGCAAAGAGAACAAGGAAAGUCUGGUGGUGAACUAUGAAGAUCUCGCUGCCAGGGAACACGUGUUGGCCUACUUUCUACCAGAGGCUCCGACUGAGAUGUUGAAGGUUUUCGAUGAAGCAGCCAAAGAAGUGGUUCUGGCCAUGUACCCGAAGUACGGCCGCAUCGCCCACGAGAUCCACGUCCGCAUCUGCAACCUGCCGCUGGUCGAGGAGAUCCGCUCACUCAGGCAGCUGCACCUGAACCAGCUGAUCCGGACCAGCGGUGUGGUGAGCAGCUGCACCGGCGUCCUCCCUCAGCUCGGCAUGAUCAAGUACAACUGUAACAAGUGUAACUUCGUGCUGGGGCCCUUCUUCCAGUCCCAGAACCAGGAGGUGAAGCCGGGCUCCUGUCCCGAGUGUCAGUCCCAGGGGCCCUUCGAGAUCAACAUGGAGGAGACAGUUUACCAGAACUACCAGAGAAUCACCAUCCAGGAAAGUCCUGGUAAAGUGGCCGCCGGGCGCCUCCCUCGCUCCAAAGACGCCAUCUUGCUGGCCGACCUCGUCGACAACUGUAAACCUGGAGACGAGAUUGAGCUGACAGGAAUCUACCACAACAACUACGACGGCUCCCUGAACAUGGCCAACGGCUUCCCGGUGUUCGCCACCGUCAUCCUGGCCAACCACAUCACCUGCCGCGACGACGGGGUCGCCGUGGCCGAGCUGACGGACGAAGACGUGAAGGCCAUCGUGACGCUGUCCAAGGACGAGCGCAUCGGAGAGCGGAUCUUUGCCAGCAUGGCUCCGUCCAUCUACGGCCACGAGGACAUCAAGAGAGCUCUGGCUCUGGCGCUGUUCGGAGGAGAGCCCAAAAACCCAGGCGGGAAACACAAGGUGCGCGGAGACAUCAAUAUUCUUCUGUGUGGAGACCCUGGAACAGCCAAGUCCCAGUUCCUCAAGUACGUGGAGAAGGUGUCGAGUCGCGCCGUCUUCACCACCGGUCAGGGAGCGUCCGCCGUGGGGCUGACCGCCUACGUGCAGAGACACCCGGUGAGCCGGGAGUGGACGCUGGAGGCCGGAGCGCUGGUGCUGGCCGACCGCGGCGUCUGUCUGAUUGACGAGUUCGAUAAGAUGAACGACUCCGACCGGACGAGUAUCCACGAGGCCAUGGAGCAGCAGAGCAUCUCCAUCUCCAAAGCCGGCAUCGUCACCUCGCUGCAGGCCCGGUGCACCAUCAUCGCCGCCUCCAACCCGAUCGGCGGCCGGUACGACCCCUCCCUGACCUUCGCUGACAACGUGGACCUGACGGAGCCAAUCGUGUCGCGUUUCGACGUGUUGUGUGUCGUCCGAGACACAAUCGACCCCGUGCAGGACGAGAUGCUGGCUCGCUUCGUGGUCGGCUCCCACAUCAAACAUCACCCCAGCCACAAGGAAAGGGGCGUGGCCUUAGAGGACGUGGUGCUGCCCAACUCGUCCGACGUGCCGCCGAUUCCCCAGCAGCUGCUGAGGAAGUACAUCAUCUACUCCAAAGAGCGGAUUCAUCCCAAACUGAACCAGAUGGAUCAGGACAAAGUGGCUCGUAUCUACAGCGAGCUCCGCAAAGAGUCGAUGGCGACAGGCAGCAUCCCCAUCACCGUGCGUCACAUCGAGUCCAUGAUCCGAAUGGCCGAGGCCCACGCCAAGAUCCACCUGAGGGACUACGUGCUGGAGGACGACGUCAACAUGGCGAUCAGGGUGAUGCUGGAGAGCUUCAUCGACACGCAGAAGUUCAGCGUCAUGAGGAGCAUGAGGAAGACGUUCGCUCGUUAUCUCGCUUUCCGCAGAGACAACAACGAGCUGCUGCUCUUCAUCCUCAAGCAGCUGGUGGCCGAGCAGGUCUCCUACCAGCGCAACCGCUACGGCGCCCAGAACGACACCAUCGAGAUCCCAGAGAAGGAGCUGCAGGACAAGGCGAGACAGAUCAACAUCCACAACCUGUCUGCGUUCUACGACAGCGACCAUUUCCGCUCCAACAAGUUCAGCCACGACGGCAAAAAGAAACUGAUCCUGCAGCAGUUCUGAGUUUUCUGUCCUCUUCCUCCUCUUCCUCCUCUUCCUCCCUAACAGUGUUUCUUGAACUCGAUUUCUGGGCCCAUCUCUAUCGUUGUAGAAAACAGUGCUUGUUGUUGUUGUUGUUGUUAUCAUGUCGGAGUCGGACGUGUCACAAGUGAGAUGUUGUUUCCUUUGGGCUCUGAAGUGAUUUGAAAAUGUCUGAAGAGAGAGAAGGAGCUGGGAGGACGUGUGUGAACAGGGAGGAGUCAGUUUUCAUCCAAUCACAGCUCGGAGCGGAACACAGACGAGGAAUUUGGUUCGACCAUAAAAUGUGCUGACAAGCGAUGGAGGAAACGGAAGCAGCUGAUUCCUCACAGAUGAUGAUGUACGGUUUCCAGCGGUUAUUUAAAAUGUUGGUUAUAACUGGGAAUGAACAAGUAGACGUGUGUUCAGGACGUUAAAGGUUCAGUUAAUGUUUCUACCUGAUGUUACGCUGCAUCGCCACAAAAUAAGAGUGGAUCUAAAAUCAGUUCAGUAAAAAUACAGAAUUAAAUAUAAGAAUUUAAUGUUUCAGAAAAAUAUGCCGAUCCUCUGUUUUCUGUCUGUAUCUGUCCCCACGAGGGCCGAGUGUAAAUAAAUGUAAAUGUUUUUGUUCUUGUUGUCGUAGAAAAAUACUUUUCUUCUCAUUCUGGUGGAAGUUCGACCUGAAGAUUCCAACAUAAAAAGAUUUUGUAUGUUAAAACGAACCCGUGUUUAAUGUUUCUACUGUGGAAACUCACUUGAAGUUGGAUUGUUGGUGUUUUGAUAAUAAACUUGUUUGUUUAACUUC
Molecule: messenger RNA, 3572 nt
Organism: Pleuronectes platessa (European plaice)
Lineage: Eukaryota; Metazoa; Chordata; Actinopteri; Pleuronectiformes; Pleuronectidae
Gene: mcm2
Product: minichromosome maintenance complex component 2
Exons: 19
Coding region: 95-2773 (892 amino acids)
Biological process (GO): DNA replication; mitotic DNA replication initiation; double-strand break repair via break-induced replication
Cellular component (GO): MCM complex; nucleus
Molecular function (GO): single-stranded DNA helicase activity; 3'-5' DNA helicase activity; single-stranded DNA binding
Source: RefSeq, a predicted model, not a curated record